Messenger RNA from Hypomesus transpacificus, 2035 nucleotides. RefSeq names its product tubulin alpha chain-like. The transcript has 4 exons. Gene Ontology annotation, biological process: microtubule cytoskeleton organization; mitotic cell cycle. Gene Ontology annotation, cellular component: microtubule; cytoplasm. Lineage: Eukaryota; Metazoa; Chordata; Actinopteri; Osmeriformes; Osmeridae. Gene Ontology annotation, molecular function: structural constituent of cytoskeleton; GTP binding. The coding region runs from base 132 to 1481 and encodes 449 amino acids. The record is from RefSeq and is a predicted model, not a curated record.
CCAAAUCACCCCAUAGCAUUGCUGCGACAUACUCACAGAAACCUCAUUAUAGGUGCACUGUGAGCAUUUGUACUACGAACAUAGCGUUUUUUACCUUAUUUUUGGAAGACUAAUCAACCAGAGAAGAAAAUAUGCGUGAGUGUAUCUCAGUCCAUGUUGGCCAGGCUGGCGUCCAGAUGGGGAACACCUGCUGGGAGCUCUACUGUCUGGAGCACGGCAUCCAGCCGGACGGUCAGAUGCCCAGCGACAAGCCCGUGGGCGGACACGAUGACUCCUUCACCACCUUCUUCAGUAACACCGGCUCCGGGAAGUACGUUCCCCGAGCCAUAUUUGUGGACCUGGAGCCCACAGUUAUUGAUGAGGUGCGUACGGGGACGUAUCGUCAGCUGUUCCACCCCGAACAGCUCAUCUCUGGGAAGGAGGACGCUGCUAACAACUACGCCCGAGGGCACUACACCAUCGGCAAGGAGAUCAUCGACUCUGUGCUGGACAGGAUCCGCAAACUGGCAGAUCAGUGUACUGGCCUCCAGGGCUUCCUGGUUUUCCAUAGCUUUGGAGGGGGGACUGGUUCUGGGUUCACUUCCCUGCUUAUGGAGCGUCUGUCGGUCGACUUCGGCAAGAAGUCCAAGUUGGAGUUUGCCAUCUACCCAGCUCCUCAGGUGUCCACUGCUGUGGUGGAGCCCUACAACUCCAUCCUGACCACCCACACCACCCUGGAGCACUCUGACUGUGCCUUCAUGGUAGAUAACGAGGCCAUAUACGACAUUUGCCGUAGAAACCUGGACAUUGAACGUCCCUCCUACACCAACCUGAACCGUCUCAUCAGCCAGAUUGUGUCCUCCAUCACCGCCUCCCUGCGCUUCGACGGAGCCCUCAAUGUGGACCUGACAGAGUUCCAGACCAACCUGGUGCCCUACCCCCGCAUCCACUUCCCCCUGGCCACCUACGCCCCGGUCAUCUCUGCCGAGAAAGCCUAUCACGAGCAGCUGUCCGUGGCGGAGAUCACCAACUCCUGCUUCGAGCCCUCCAACCAGAUGGUGAAGUGUGACCCUCGUCACGGUAAAUACAUGGCCUGCUGCCUGCUGUACCGCGGCGACGUGGUGCCCAAGGAUGUCAACGUGGCCAUCGGAAACAUCAAAACCAAGAGGAGCAUCCAGUUCGUGGACUGGUGUCCCACUGGCUUCAAGGUGGGUAUCAACUACCAGCCCCCCACCGUGGUUCCUGGAGGAGACCUGGCCAAGGUGCAGAGGGCCGUGUGUAUGCUGAGUAACACCACCGCCAUCGCUGAGGCCUGGGCCAGGCUUGACCACAAGUUCGACCUGAUGUAUGCCAAGCGGGCCUUCGUGCACUGGUACGUGGGAGAGGGCAUGGAGGAGGGAGAGUUCUCCGAGGCCAGAGAAGACAUGGCCGCCCUGGAGAAGGAUUACGAAGAGGUGGGCCUCGACUCGUUUGAGGAUGAAGAGGAAGGGGAGGAGUAUUAGGAGUGGAGGGAGCAACAAAGGAGGGAUGGGUCCUCUACUGGCAAACAUCACUGAGAGAUGGAAUUGCCUUUACAUGACCAUGCAGGGAGGAAGGAAGGAACAGCAGAACCUGCUUCAAGCCAAUAUAUUUUCUCUACCAAAGAAACUUCUCAUGUCUGACAAUCUUUUCCAAGAAGGUUGACCAAGGAAUUGUUCUUUGCCUUAAUGAAAAAUGCUGUCGCCAUGAAAGUUUUCUUCGUUUAUGACAGUUACUGUCAUCAACACUAAAGUUACUGCCAAGUAAAUUCCUUUGGCCAACCUGAUUAUCUCAACCCCAUGGUGUUCGGUCUUAAUGGAAGUGAUUUCUCCAACUUGGAGAGUUAUUUUACAUUACUGAUAAGCUACACAAUAUUCUAUUUCUUUCCUUUUAACCCAGCAUGAUUUUAGGACUCUUGAUUUCCAUGUUGUGUGUCUACUCUGCUGUCAAAUUGCAGUUUUUAUUUUAUGAUUGUAACGCAUCAGGAAACUGUGGUGACUGGCACCCCUCCUUUGUAAAUAAAGUUGUGUGAUCUCAA